AUGAAUCAACAAUUCCCGUUCAGUAACCAAAUACAAACAACUCCAAAUUAUCAUUUUGAAAAUAAUUUCCAAAGCAUUAGUUUCUUCGAAACUUUAGAAACAACACCUUUUUUUUCUAAUAUAUUUGUUAACUUAUAUGACAAUGUAGAAUCAGAAAGUGACAAUUCUGAAAAUAAUAUUGUACAUAAUAGACGAAACCUCUUAUUGCACUCUCCAUUAGAAAAAGUAGGUAAAGUUUAUUCUGAUAAUAAUUUCAACAUAUUUUUACCCUCUAAUAAAUACCACAGGAAACCCUUUGAAAAUUGUCACGAACAAGAACCACAAAUAUCCCAUCGAUUGCCAGUAGAUAUUCAUUCCUCACCCAAUUCGAAUUUACGUCAUAAUUCUUCCAUGACAAGUUUAAUAUCAGACGAGGCUCUUUAUUUAAAUUCAUUGCAUGACAAGAUUGGGAAGAAUUCUCAAGAUUUAUCUCAAUUUAACAUUAACUCAAAAAAUAUUCAUGAUUACUUACUGAAUUACAAGAAUGUCUCUUUGAGGAAUAACAGUAUUCAUUCCCCUUUAGCAUUAGAUUCUUCAUCUUCUGGUAUUUCUGCACAAUGUUCACCCUCAUUACCAAUAACCGAACAAAGAGAUUCCCACAAUAGUGAUUAUGAAAAGUAUAAUGACGUUAAGUUUGCACUCAACAGGAAACGCUCUUCCACAAGUAAUAAAUGUAACAGUCCCAAAGGAAAUUCCCCCAAAGCCGGUACUCAUUGUUGUAAAAUAUGUGGGAAAAAAUUCCAACGUCCAUCUACGUUGGAUACUCAUAUGAAUAUCCAUUCAGGUGAGAAACCUUACCUAUGUCCCUUUUUAGAAUGUAAAAAAUUAUUCAACGCCAGAUCUAAUAUGCUGAGACAUUUAAAAAUGCAUUUUAAGCUCGGGAAGGGCAAGUAUUUGCUACCCAGUGGUGAAGUUUCGUUGAAAAAACCCACAGCCAAACAACUGGUUUGUUUUACCGAUCUUACUGGUGACAAGAUCUCAUAG
Messenger RNA from Maudiozyma saulgeensis, 1023 nucleotides. NCBI's taxonomy places the organism in Eukaryota, Fungi, Ascomycota, Saccharomycetes, Saccharomycetales, Saccharomycetaceae. The record is from the annotation of a GenBank genome assembly.